AUGGACUCCCGGGCCGACGUUCACAACAUCGUCUACGGGACAGGAUAUCAGAUUUUCCAAUCGACAAUUCUCCCGGCCAUCGAGUCCGCACAGCAUGAGAUCAAAUUCGUAACAUGCUUCUGGGCAGCCUCCAAGAGCAAAGAUGCAUUGAACGAGAGCCUUGUAAAGCUCAGCAACGCGGCUCUGCAGAGGAAGACGAAGAUCAAAGUCCGGAUUGGUUUCUCAUCAUGCUCCUUACUCCAGAAGCUAUUUCACACUCGAUCUCCGGAAGGACAUACAUACGAUGCUUCGACAUGGCAGAAGAAACUCGGGCUGCCUGGGAAGAACGAUAUAUCCGGACUUGACCUGGAGAUCAAAAGCAUCUUCUUCUUACCAUUCAGCGUCUGGCACCCCAAGUUUGUCAUCAUCGACAACCGCGAGGUUUUCCUACCAAGCUGUAAUGUCUCAUGGGAGGAAUGGUUCGAAGGAUGCGUGCACAUGACCGGUCCGGUCGUUCAGCAAUUCACAACAUUCUGGAACAAUCACUGGGCGAGUACCGCAGACCGCAACGACGCACCCAAACCGCUCCCAUCUCAUGAGUCAAUACCCCAACUCGCGAACCUCAUGUGCAAGUUCCUCCCCUCGCCCCAUCACCGCAAUCCCAACUUCCGUCUCCCCUGGCAGAACUGCCCGCCACCGCCACAAACACCCCUGAACACCGAACUCCUUGAGCUCUUCAACCAUGCCAGACGAAGCAUUUUCAUUCAGACUCCCAACUUGACCUGUCCACCUGUUCUGGACGCUCUUUUUGCUGCUCUCGAACGAGGAGUCGACGUUCGUGUCACCACAAGCGAAAGGCUCAUGAUACUGGAGCAGCUCGUCACAGCAGGGACUAUGACGUCGCGAUGCGUCAAGAGAUUGAUACGCACAUAUGAACGGUUACGUAGUCGGCCGCUGGACGAGGAGGCUGGUUGUCGAAAGCCUGGACUCUUGCACAUAUCGUACUACGAACCGCGGAAGGAAAGGACGAAAGGGAUGACGGAGCCCGUGCAGUCGCAUUUGAAGUUCACAGCGGUGGACGACGAGAUUGUGGUGUUUGGAAGUGGGAAUAUGGAUCGGGCGAGCUGGUUCACCAGCCAGGAAUUGGGGGUUUCGUUCCAUUCGAAGGAGAUGGUGAGGACAAGUCUGGAGCUGCUGGAAAAGGAGAUGGUUGGGCGGAGCAAGAUUGUCUUCGAUGGUGAAAAGCAUUGAUACCCGUGUUGAAUCUAAUGAAAAUCUGCCCACAGGCAGUAAUCGCU
Messenger RNA from Zymoseptoria tritici IPO323, 1277 nucleotides. RefSeq lists its product as uncharacterized. The transcript has a single exon. Gene Ontology annotation, molecular function: catalytic activity. The record is from RefSeq and is a predicted model, not a curated record. The coding region runs from base 1 to 1230 and encodes 409 amino acids. NCBI's taxonomy places the organism in Eukaryota, Fungi, Ascomycota, Dothideomycetes, Mycosphaerellales, Mycosphaerellaceae.